Molecule: messenger RNA, 7974 nt
Organism: Tetrahymena thermophila SB210
Lineage: Eukaryota; Ciliophora; Oligohymenophorea; Hymenostomatida; Tetrahymenidae
Product: WD domain, G-beta repeat protein
Exons: 15
Molecular function (GO): protein binding
Source: RefSeq, a predicted model, not a curated record
AUGUCAUUUUAAAGUAUUUGUCCAUUUGAUAUUGAUUUAGGUUAUUCCUCUACUAAUUGUUAAGGAUAAAUAGGAGAAUAGAAUGUUUUAGGAGGAGAAUUAUUUUUCUUUAAAAAUUAAGAUAAAUAUGAGUAGUUAAUGGUAGAUUAUGGAAGUUAAGGAUUGCUUGGAGUGUGGAAUCUUACAGAUGCUAGUCUUUUUUAUUCAACUUCAUAUUUUUCUGAUCAAAAAAUUCAAAUUUAUUCUAUUUUUACUGAUAAGCAAAUCAACAUUUCUGAUCCAUCUUUACCACAAACUUUCAUAUACAUAAUAGAUAUCAAUUUUAAUGUGUAUUAACAAAGUCUCUACCAAUAGAAUAGUACAGCUGUUAAGUUUAACAAUGUAAUGCUAGAUAGUUAAUAUAAAUAAAUUUAAGUAUGUUACAACAUUAAAAAUAGUAUUUUGUACUUCCCUAAAGAUAACUAUGUCUGCCUUCGCUCGAAUGAAUAAUUUUCUUAAAUAAAAUUAGAUUCUGAUAUAAUUCAAUGCGAAAGUGAUUUUAAUUAAGACUACAUAUAUGUUCUUACAACUAAGAAUAGCAUUUACAAGAUAAGCUAAACUAAUUUUUAAAUUGAAAAUAAUUUAUCAUUUUAAUUAGGAAAUAUAACUCAUUAGAAAUUCUAUUAAAGCUAAGGAUUAACAUUCAUAAGUUAUAAUAUAAGUGGAUAUUCCAUUUUCUCUUUGGAUUAAAAUUUUAAUUAAACCAAUUUACUUUUUUUCUCUCCAAAUUAAAUUAAUGACUAUGGAUUUUUAAAAGAUGGGUCUUUGAUAGUAUGUGGAAACAAUUCAAUGAUUUAUUUUGGUUCUUAGUUUAUAAAUCCUGCUACAUAAUCGAUGGAUUAUAAUGACUAUCAUGUGUAUGAUAAUCUUAAUGUUCUACAUCCGUAAGAUUUAUAAUUGAUAAAUUACACUAAACUAAUUGUAGGAGAUGAUUUCACAGUAUUUUAUGGAAAUUAAACAAUGAUAACUGUGGUGGUAAACGAAAAUAGAGUUAUACAACUUAACAAAUGCUUAGGCUCAUAAUUACUUUUAGGAGUUACUCCUAAUGCUAUUUUUGAAGGUUCCAUAUUAAAAACGUUAACAUCUAGUGGAAUGCUAUUUAUAGAUAUUACAAAUGGGCAAAUAAAAAGGCAUUCAAGCUGCUUCAAUACAAAUGAUGUACCAAUUGAAUAAGUAGAAGGUCUUUACUUUGAUGAUGAAUUACUUAGAAUUUACAUGAUUGAGAAUUAAGGGAAAUUAGGGUACUUUAGCUUUCCUAAGGGGGAAUAUCUUACCUAGUACUAUAAUCUCUCAACUUAAAGUAGAUUAUAAUUUAACAAGUAAGGAGAUUAAAUAUAUAUUUGGCCAUUUUAGACUCCUUAAAAUUAUUUAGUAAUAACAACAUAUCUUGAUGGAACUUUUUUAUAAACUCUAAAUUUUGAUAAUAAUUUCAAAGUUAACUAUGUAUAUUUUGACAACAAUUUAGAGAUUAUUUUAGUUAUUGAUUAAAGCUAAAAAUUAUUAGUUUUUAAUUCUAAAUAAUUUAAUCUACUCUACGAUUCGCCAAUUGCCAAUUAUACUGUAUAAGUUUUUUAAAGUCAAUAUGGACCAAUUAUUGUAUAUUAAAAUUUGAUACAAAUGUUCACAAAAGGAUAGGAUAGCCACCAAAUUUAAAUAAAUACUUUAAAUUUACAAAAUUAUUAUUCUAAUUAAACAUACUUUGAUACUUUAUCAAACUCAUUGAUCCUUUUUAAUGUAGUUGGUACGCUAUAAAUUGCAAAUAUAGAAAAUCCUUAAAAUAUAAAUAUAUAAAGUUUAUCAUACACGUAAAAGUAAAAUUAAGUAUCUUAAAAUAUUUGCUUUGGAAAUACAUAUUUGGCUAUUUUAAUGGCUUCUCCAAACGAAAUUAUCUUAAUUAACAAAUAGACAAAUGAUUUAAAAAUAAUUAAUUUUGCAAUUACAAUACCAAACUAGUGUUUAAUACUGCUGGAUGAAGAAUUACUCUUCGUUGUCUCUAAUGGAAACUAACUUGUUUUUAUUGAUGUUUAAUCUUAAGUUUUUUUAAAAAAUGAAUAACUUGAUUAAUUAAGUUCUACUGUUUCAUCUAUAUAAAUUGAUGAAUAGGAAAAUUUAUUAAUUAUUUUGCUUUCUACCAGCAAAAUUUUUAGUUACGACUACUUAUCUCUAUAAUAAGUUUGUGAUUGGAAGGCGACUAGUUAAAUUACACUUUCAACGUUUUAGAUAAACACUUCUUAUAAAAAAAUUCUAUACGGUUCAGGACUUAUGAUUUAUUUUAUUGAUUACACUUAGAAAAAAUUAAUGAAUCAAAUUUAAUUUGUAGAGCAAACUUAAGGAGGAGUUAUAGAUUAGUAAACAAACAGCAUAUUUAUUUAUACUAAUAAAGUUUAUUAGUAUGAUCUUUAAACAUAUAAUCAGAUUUUAGUUUCUUAAUUUGAACAUCUUUAAUAAAUAAACCAAUUAAAUAUUAUUUUUGAAUGGGAUAUUAUUGUGACUUCUUCUUUAGAUAACACUAUAGCUAUACAUAGUUAUCCAUAAUUAAGUUUCAUAUAAUUACUUUAGCAUGAUCCUAUUGAUUGUCAAAAUGUUAGCACAUUUGUUGUAGACGUAUAAAACAACAGAAUAAUCUCAGGUUGUGGAGGUGGGAGUAUUUAUGUAUGGAAAAACGAUCUUGAAAUUAGUAAUUUCUAUUUGCUUAAUGAUUAUUAAUAUUUGCUUUCGAUUUACUCUGUUACUCGAAUAAUAAUUGAUUAAACAAGUGGCUUCUUAAUGUUAUUCGGAUUAGAUUCGCUUCCAUUAUUAGUUUAACUAGGUAGUAUAGAUUAAUAAGUUGAAAUAAUUUAAGUUUUACAAGGAAAUGAUGGGGCAUAUGAUUAGCUUAAUUAUUGUAUACUUACUUUUGACUAAGAUGGGUAUGUUUGGAAUUACAAUACCACUUCCUAAAGCUACAUUUUUAGGAAACAGUAUCCUAUUCAUUAAGGUUAAGUGUAAGCAAUAGCUCUAGAUCCUAUUAAUUAAAGGUUUGUGAGCAUGGGAUUAGAUAACACAGUGUAAAUAUGGCCAUAUAAUUCUUAAAAUGCUCAAAUACCACUUUUUUAAUAUAUAAAUAUAGCUUAAAUUAAAUAUGGCUAUUUAGAUUUAGAUAAUUAAAUUUUAAUUAUUUCAGAUUCUAAUUUUAGAAUAGUUUUACUUAAAUUUCCUUUACUAAGUGUUAUUCAAGUUUUUGACUAGCAUACAGAUGUCAUUAAUUCUUUUAUACUAAAUUAGAAAUCAUUUUAGAUUAUUUCAUUUUCGAAUGAUCAAACAGUAAGAUUUUGGGAAUACGAGUUUUCUAUACAAAAUAGCUAUUUUUAGAUUAUUCAUAGAGCAUCUUCUAUUAUAAGUUAUGCUUUUGAUGAAGAAAAUAAUAACCUAUAUUAUACUAGAUCUGAUGGUAAUAUUUAAAAGUGGUCUUUAAUGGAUUAACAAGCAGUAAAUGGACCUAUUUUAUAAUUUAGUGAUAGAUGUAAUAAUACGAUAUAUUUAAUAAACGAAGAUAUUUUUGUUUUAGCCACUACUAAGUAGAUUAAUUUAAUCAAUAAAAAAAACUUAGAGCUAAUUCAAAAAAUUUAAGUAGAGUGCUCUCACAGUGUUAACAAAUAAAACACAAUUGUUUGCGGAUAUAAUUAAUAAAUUACUUCGUAUUAAAUUAUUUAGAAUGGCAAUAAAUAUAAUUUCUUAAAAUUAUACCAGUAGUAAUUAGAUAAGCCAUUAUAUAAGUUUAACAACGGUAUUUUACAAUCAACUGAAUUUAUAAUUAUAUUUGUCAACCACUCUAUUGCUUUUGUAGAAAGUUCAACAGGUAUAGCAACAAAAUCAUUUCCACUAAUUCAUCAACUAGCUAUAAUAGAUUUGAUAAUAUAUACUGAUUAAAUAUUUUUUAGCUACUCUUUUGAUAGUUAAUUAGUUCAAUACCUAGUCGAAAGCAAUAAUAUAAAAGUUUAAAGAUAAACUUAUUUAGAAUAUCCUAUAUUUUAAGUUAUUGUAAAUUCCGAUUAUAUUUUAGUAAAUUUGCAAAAUUACAACUAUUGCCAAAUCUAUAAAAACGAUGAUUAAGAAACAUUUACUUUACUGUAGCUUAUUUAAACAACAUCUCGCUGGUAGACAUAUUAGUAAAUUAUACUUUAACCAGAAUACUAAUUGAUUUUAGUGUGUUCUGAUUUCUACUAUAUUCUAUAUGAUUAUUAAACAUUUUAAUUAAUAAAUUUCUAUCAAAGCAAUUUUCUUGUGGAGACCAAUUUUAUGAAGAGGAAAGUUACUCUUCUUUAAAAUAAUUAAAUUUUUGUGUAAUUUGGGUAGACAUUUUCAGUAAUUGAUUUUAGUGAAGAUUAUGAAAAAUUGAAAUAAUAGAGUGUCAAAUAAUAAUUUAUAAAUAGAAACUAAUUUUAUGAAAAUAUUUAUUUAAAAGUUGAAUAAUCAGAAAUUGAUAGUGUAAUAAGUGUUCUUUCAUAUAAUUAUAAUGGUAUCAAUUACAUGAUGACAGAUAUCAAAGGUCGAAGCAAUUGCUAAUAUAAUACUAAUGAUGCUGAUUAUUUUUAGCUAUAUAAAAGAUUUAAAUAAUAUGAUAAUUUGAGGAAAAAUAUUUUGAUAGAUAAUGGUUAUUAAAAUAAACAUGAUAUUUAAGUAAAUAUGAAUCAAAAUUUUAAGUUCUAAGGAUUUCCAAUAGUGGGUUCUAAUGAAGAAUUACAAUUUAGCCUUACAAUAAAUGGAGUUAAUGAAUAGAAUUAUGUUGAAGGAAUUAUUAAUUUAAAUUAGUUAAUCAACUCAUAUAAGCUAUUUGAAAUAAGUUUAUCAAAUUUAAUAAUUUAUUUGUAAGAUGAAGACCAAUAAGAUGAAUAAUAACUUGGGAAUGUUUAAUUAUAUUAAUUAUAAUUUUAUUCAUGUUAAAUAAUAUUUAACAAUAACUCUUUAUUUGCUUAAAAUCUGUUUUAUUUUAGUUUUAUUAAAGUCAAUAUUACUAAUCAAAAUAUUGAAACUUCCUUAAUUAUUUAAAAUACAUAAUAUGUAAUUCUAGCAGAGAAUUACUUUGCUGAUAAUAAUAUAAAUACAAAACAAUUUCUUACUUUUAACAACACUGCUGAUUAUGAUAAAAAUUCAGGAUUUAUAUUUACAAAAAAUAAGAUUGUAAAUAACAAAAUUAAUUUGACUAAUUUCUUUUUAAUUUAGCACGUGGAUAAAAUCACUAUGGAAUAAAAUGAUAUUUUAGAUAAUAUUAGCACAUAGCUCUCUUUCUUAUUGUAAACUGUAAUAUCUAAAAAUAUUAUUAUUAGCUAUUUAAAUUUUAAUAAUAAUAAAAAUCUAGCAAUAAUUGAUGCCAAUUAAUAUUUAUAAUAAUCUCAAAACUCUUUAGUUAAUAAUUUGGAAGUAUAAGAUAGUUACUUUGGAAUAUCAUUUAGUGAAAUAAAAUAAAAUAAAUACUUAAUUCCAGAUAGCUAUAUGAUAUAUACUAAUUCUUCCUUUAUUAAUCUUCUAAAUACAUCUAUGAAAAGUUAAUUAAGCAACUCAUCUGUUAGCUUAAUAACACUUAUUUCAAGUAAGCUUUAAAUAACAAAUUUUACUCUAGAAGAGAGUUAAUUAUAAAAUGUUUCACCUAUUGUAAUUACCUAAAGCUAAGUGAUUAUAGAUUAAUCUUAUUUUAUUUCAAAUAAACUUUAUUCUACAUAAUAUGGAGGAGGUGUCUUUUAUUUUGAUGCUUCUCGUGUUAACAUAUCAAAUAGUUAGUUUAUAGAUAAUGAAGCUUAAAAUGGAGGAUCACUUUAUUUUAUUGAUAUGUGUGAUUGUGUGCUAAAUAAUGUAACUUUUACGAAUAACACAGCUAGAGAAAAUGGAGGAGUUUUUUUGCUUAAUGACUCUAAUAUCUAAAUAUAGAAUAGUACUUUUGAAAGAAACAAAGCUUUAAUUGGAGGAGUAGCUAGAUAUUAGACCUUUAUACCCUUGUUCCUUAAAAAAAAUAGAAGCAACUUAGCUAAAGAUUCAUGUGGUACCACUUAUUAAAAUAAUUGCAUUGAUAAUUAUGGUUAAUUCUAUGGUAACAAUUUCUGUUCUUAUCCAUAAAGUGCUACAAUUAAUAAUCAGUUAUUACAAAAUGGAUCAAUAUAUAUAUUUAAAGAUGUAUAAAGUGGAACGUAAAAUAAUAUUUUGAAAAUAAACAUCUUAGACGAAGAAGGAAAUUAAGUAAAAUUCUAGAGUUAAAAAAAUGUCCCUGAUAGAAUAUUAUAAGAAUUUUCUUAAUAUUAUGUUGAGCUCUAGGAGCUAUAUUUGCUAAAUAAUAUUAAAGAUUUAAGGUAAAUUGACUUGAAAUUACAGGGUGCAACUAUUCAACCUUUUGAGUUAGAUGAAUUUCUUUUAAAUUAGUACUAAGUAUCAGGGUAAUUAGGUAAAAUAGGGAGAGCAGUAUUGUAAUUUAAAGGAUUCCACUUAUUUUCUAAUUAAACACAAGGGUUUACUGAUACUUUAACUAUUUAUAUUGAUUACAACUUUAGAAAUUGUUAAUUAGGAGAAAUAAUAUAAUCAGUUUGCACAUCUUGUUCAUUAGCAAACUGUUAUACAUGUUAAAAUGGUACAUAUUCAAUUGAAGAUCCAAACUCAAAUACAAGUAAUAUGUAAUGCAAGCCUUGUGAUUAUUCGUCGAGUAUUUCUUGUUAUGGAAGCUAAAUUAAUUUAAAAUAAGGAUUUUGGAGAUCUGAUAAAUUUAAUGAUGACAUUAUACCUUGCACUAAAUCGUAAAACUUUUGUAACGGAUAAGAAGAUACUAAUUAUUGCUCUGAAGGUUUAAUAGGACCUCUAUGCUAGACUUGUGAUAUAUUAGGAUAAUUUUGGAAUCAUUCUUAUGGGUAAAAUGGCUUAGAAGUUAAUUGUUAUUAAUGCUAAUCAUAAGGAAAAUAAAUAGUUGAAUAAAUUUUAAUAUGUUUCAUUACUUUGUUAUAUUUGACAUAUUUAUUUUACUAAACUAAAAUUAAUUUAAAUAUGAUGACUAAAGUAUUGAUUAUUGAUAGGCUAGGACUAAUUAGAUUAGGUAACUCAGGCUAAAUAGGUGAAAAAAGUUUUUAUAGUAGAUUAAUGAUUAGGUAUCUUUAAAUAUUUAUCAGUAUUUCAAGUCUUAGUCCAAAACCAAUAUUUAACUUUCAAAUAAUCUCAAUAUUUUCUCCUAUUAGUUCCAAUUAAAAUUUGCUGGAUUGUAUUGUAAGUAAAUUUAGUAAAAUCUUACCAGUAUAUUAUUACAAAGUGUUAUUUUUUAUAGCAUUUCCUUUAAUAGUUAUUCCCUUAGGGUUCAUAUUCUACAUUAUAAUAAUUAAAGUAAUAAGCUAUUUCUCUAAACAAGAAAAGAACUCUUUUUAUUUUGAAUUCAAAAAAGACUCUACUGUCAUUUGCUUCGUCUUCCUAUUCUUUUUCUUAUAGUAAAGCUCCUUUGAGUCUUUGGUUUAGACUUUUACUUGCAAAAAGAUAGGUAAGGAGUCAUUUAUGAACUACUACUUAUUAGAAAAGUGCUAUUCAACCAAUCAUGUGAUUUUGAUAACUUCUAUGAUAAUCCCAAUGACAUUUUUAUGGAUAGUUUUAGUACCAGGGAUAUUGAUUUAUUAAAUAUGGAGUAAAUCAUAGCAUUUUGAUAAUUUUUCACAUCAAUUUAAAUUAAUUAAAAAGGUAUUUAUAUACUUUAAAUAAACUACCAUAGCUUCUUACUUUCUAUUCAGCAAUAGACCCAAAGCCGAGUUUUAUUAUAUUUUUUUUUAUAUUUUUGAAAAAAAUGAGUAAAAUUUUGAAUUUUGGCAUAGUAGAAUAAGUAGGAAGUUACGGUAACUCAUAUUACCAUUUAUUUAUUUUUUUAUUUAUUUAAUAAGUAUGGUUUCCUAAUUUGUGGGUAUAGAUAAAAAUUUUAUUUGUGGGAGUUUUUAGCAAUGA